Molecule: messenger RNA, 439 nt
Organism: Suillus subalutaceus
Lineage: Eukaryota; Fungi; Basidiomycota; Agaricomycetes; Boletales; Suillaceae
Exons: 3
Coding region: 11-433 (140 amino acids)
Source: RefSeq, a predicted model, not a curated record
AAUCAAUGAUAUGUGGUUUGCAAACCGCAUGGAUGAAGGUAUACUCUAUGCUAAAUACUUCGAUCCUUUACCUGUGAAAAUGAUUGCGCUGGUACUCACGGUGAUGGAAUGUUGUAUUGACAAGUGGUCCACCAGAGUAAGGGACGACAUUAAAUUCUCUUCGGUGUCUUAUGCUCCAGUCUACCUGGCCCAUCUGGACUCGUUGCAGCGGUUCGACGGGCGCACUGCUCCUUACAAGUUACUGGAGACAAUUCGUGAUACUCUGCUUGACGUGGCUCAGUUACAUGCUGGUGGUAUAAAUCCACUCAAGACAGCAGUAUCUGUCAACACCUUCGCCAAUGAUGUAUUCGAUGAUGCAAUCCGAGAGUUUGAGGUCAAAAUGGGAGCGGCGCGAGAAGGGCGUCCUGAAGGGGUAGAGGCUGGUGAUGCUUGAUGCUUC